Molecule: messenger RNA, 300 nt
Organism: Gamsiella multidivaricata
Lineage: Eukaryota; Fungi; Mortierellomycota; Mortierellomycetes; Mortierellales; Mortierellaceae
Exons: 1
Coding region: 1-300 (99 amino acids)
Source: RefSeq, a predicted model, not a curated record
AUGAAGUUUAUUUCCACCCUGCCAAUGAUUGCACUCUUUGGAGUUGCUGCCGUUUUAGCAGCCCCAGCAGCCCCAGCAGCCCCAGAUGGUCUGACUGCUCCGUCUGGUACUAAGUCCGAUGACAUCUUGGACGCUCAUCACGACGCUGAAUUCUUUAAGCGCGGCCUUCACCUCGGUCCGCGAAGUGACAGUGAUCCUGGCUUUGAGAAGCGCGGCCUUCAUCUCGGUGUGCGAAGUGACAGUGGUCCUAGCUUUGCGAAGCGUAGUACCACUCUUGGAAGAAUCGAUAGAACAGCAUAG